AUAAAUAAAUUACGUGCUUGGGACUAUAUUAAGAAGAUGCUAAAUUUUCAGAACUUGUGUUAAGAAAAAAUUAAUCCUUUCACAGCAGAUCCAACAUUUCUUUGACAGCAAUAGCACGAUGACUGGUGCAGAGAGGUACCCAGACUUCUUCAAAGUCUUCCUUCAAGAGCAGCACUCGGAAAGAAUACUUAUUCCCAAUGCUUUUGUGAAGUUGGAACGGUUACAGGGAAAGAUCCCUGAGGAUGUCCUCCUCAGGAAUAGUAGUGAGAGAGUGUGGCAUGUUAAAACACGGUUUUUUGGAGACAGAUUAUAUUUCGAUGAAGGGUGGAAGAUUUUCCAUGAAGAAAACUGCUUAAGAAAUGUAGAUUUUCUGAUAUUUAGAUAUGACGGGGUUAAUGAGUUCAGGGUCAAAAUCCUUGAAAGAUCAACACAGUGUGAGAAAACUCUGGUAAAGAUGGAGGAGGAGGAAGGGAAUGAAGAAGAGAAAGCAGCAACACAAGAAGUUGAAGAGACAGUGAUAACACAGGAGGAACAAGCUGAUGACUGUGACAUAGAGGACGAGGAAGACAGUGAAGAUCAGGACUACGAUGACGAUGACAAUGACGAUAGUGAUUUUGAUGAGAACACAGAGAUGGAAGAACAGAGUGAAGAAGAAAUCUUCGUUGAUCCUGUUGGAUACACCAGUCAAAGUUAUCGAAAAACUUGCAGAAGGGACACUGCAUCAAAUUCGUACCCCCAGACUGAAGACCCUUUCAAAGAAGAUGAAUUUGACCCAGAAACGUGCAUUCAGCCAGAGAAUAAUUUUUUUGAAGCAAAACUCUACAGAAGUAGACCCAACGAAUUGCAUAUUCCAGGAAUCGCCAUUCAAGAUUUUUCUCUCAGUUUUCCUGAAAAGAUUACCCUUAAAUGUUGUCAACACUGCCAGCGUAAGGAUAUUCAAAGAAACAAAUUACAAGACUAUCAUCUCAACUUGGCACAAGAGACACCCAUCAGAAAAAGAUAUUUAGAAGUGACGGGAAAAGUGUGUAGGUGGCAGGAUGAUAGAAUAUGUAUCAAGGGUUGGGCAAACUUUAGCAGAAGGAACAAGAUAAAAAAUAAUGAUGUAUGCAUCUGUGAAGUUAUAUCAGACGAAGACCAAGUAGUAAGAACAUUUCUGGUGCACGUUAUAGGUACUAGGAGGGAAUAAACACACAAUCGUCUGCCAGAGAUUUGGAUUAGUGCUAAUUACACGCUCUAAAUAGUUUUAGGAAUUAAUGCUUAUAGUUUUCUUUCGUAAUGGUUUCUUCCGUUCUGACUUGUAAUGGCUACCAUAUUUAUCUAUUAUUGGUUGCACUAUCAUUUAGAUUAACACUAUUGCC
This is a messenger RNA of Vigna umbellata (rice bean), 1358 nucleotides long. RefSeq names its product B3 domain-containing protein REM20-like. Gene Ontology annotation, molecular function: DNA binding. Lineage: Eukaryota; Viridiplantae; Streptophyta; Magnoliopsida; Fabales; Fabaceae. The record is from RefSeq and is a predicted model, not a curated record.